This is a messenger RNA of Scheffersomyces stipitis CBS 6054, 1910 nucleotides long. RefSeq names its product Ptr22p (gene PTR22). The record is from RefSeq and is a predicted model, not a curated record. The transcript has a single exon. NCBI's taxonomy places the organism in Eukaryota, Fungi, Ascomycota, Pichiomycetes, Serinales, Debaryomycetaceae. Gene Ontology annotation, cellular component: fungal-type vacuole; plasma membrane. Bases 23 to 1735 code for a protein of 570 amino acids. Gene Ontology annotation, molecular function: dipeptide transmembrane transporter activity; tripeptide transmembrane transporter activity. Gene Ontology annotation, biological process: oligopeptide transport; transmembrane transport.
GUACAAUCCUUAUUUUAUUGUAAUGUCCGUGAGUGCUCAAGACGAAAAGGUGGAAUCCUUAGACAAGCAAUUCUCCAGUUCCGAGACUGAUCUCCAAGCUGCUACCAACCCUAGCGUUGAGGAUGAAGGCAGAACUCCAACUGAAGAUGAAAUGAAGACUUUGAGACAUGUCUCUGAAUCUAUUCCUAUUUCUUGUUGGUUAGUUGCAAUUGUCGAAUUGGCAGAAAGAUUCUCCUACUAUGGUUUAUCUGCUCCAUUCCAAAACUAUAUGCAAAAUACCCCUCAAGAUUCACCAAAGGGUGUCUUGGGUUUGAACCAACAAGGUGCUACAGCCUUAUCUUACUUCUUCCAAUUUUGGUGUUACGUUACCCCAAUUUUGGGUGGUUGGAUUGCUGAUACUUACUGGGGAAAGUACAAGACUAUCUUUGUUUUCUGUGUUAUCUACAUCGUCGGUAUUUUCAUUCUUUUCAUCACUUCUCUUCCUUCAAUUACUAGCCGUACUACUGCUCUUGGUGGUUACGUGGCUGCUAUCAUCAUUAUCGGUCUUGCUACCGGUGGUGUCAAGUCAAACGUCUCUCCUUUGAUCGCCGAUCAAAUUCCAAAAACUCACCCUGUUAUUAAGGUAUUGAAGUCUGGUGAAAGAGUCAUUCAAGACCCUAAUAUUACCAUUCAAAAUGUUUUCAUGUUCUUCUAUCUUAUGAUUAACAUUGGUUCCAUGUCUGUCAUUGCUACCACUCAAUUAGAAGCUCACGUUGGUUUCUGGGCUGCUUACUUAUUGCCAUUUUGUUUCUUCUUUAUUGCCCUUCUUGCCCUUGUUCUCGGCAGAAACCAAUAUGUCAAGGUUCCAGUUGGUGACAAAGUGAUCAACAAAACCUUCAAGUGUGCCUGGAUUGGUUUGAGAAACGGUUUCAACAUGGACGCUGCUAGACCAUCCAUGAACCCAGAAAAAGAAUUCCCAUGGAACGACCAUUUCGUUGAUGAAGUUGUCAGAUCUGUUUACGCUUGUAAGGUUUUUGUUUUCUACCCUAUCUACUGGGUUGUUUACGGUCAAAUGUUGAACAACUUCGUCUCCCAAGCAGGUCAAAUGGAAUUGCACGGUUUGCCUAACGAUAUCUUGCAAGCUAUCGAUUCGCUUGUCAUUAUUAUCUUCAUUCCUAUCUUUGAAAGACUUGUAUACCCAUUCAUCAGAAAAUUCACUCCUUUCAAGGCUAUCACUAAGAUUUUCUGGGGUUUCAUGUUUGGUGCUGGUGCCAUGGUAUACGCCGCCGUCUUGCAACACUACAUUUACAAGACCGGCCCAUGUUACGACCAUCCAAAGGCUUGUGCUCCACAAUACCUUAACGUUCCAAACCGUGUUCACGUUGCCAUUCAAGCUCCAGCUUACUUCUUGAUUGCUAUUUCUGAGAUUUUGGCUUCUAUUACUGGUUUGGAAUAUGCCUACACAAAGGCUCCAGUUUCCAUGAAGUCGUUCAUUAUGUCCCUUUUCUUGUUGAUGAAUGCUUUCGGAUCUGCUCUUGGUAUUGCUUUGUCAUCCACUUCUGAGGACCCCAAGAUGGUCUGGACCUACAGUGGAUUGGCAGUUUCUUGUUUCAUUGCCGGUAUUGCUUUCUGGUUGUGUUUCAAGCACUACAACUACAAGGAAGACGAAUUGAACGCUUUAGAAUACGAUGACGAAGAAGAAAGAAACAUUGUGCCUGUUACUUCAUUGUCACACUCCGUCAAGAGUCUUGCAUAAGGAAAUUUGACAUUUCUUUCUACUUUACGACUAUGCAAAUCCGAGAGGACUACGCAAUCGAGCGUUUUCAUUGUAUUUAUAAGGACAGGCUUUCUUCAUUCAUAACAUUUCAUUCAUAAAACUUCUAUAGAAUGUCCUCACAUCUCUGUAUAAUAAUUAAUAAAAUCAAGCAUAA